GAGCUUCUUCAAAGGGUUGAUGCCCAUUGACAUCAAUUGCGUGGUUGCCUCUAGACUAUUUAACCUGAAGCCUCUUCAAGUCGUCUUUCCAUCUCAGGAAGAUCCCGACAGCCCACUUGUUGAUUUGGAUCUACAUCUUCCCUUCCUUUGCUUCAAACCGGAACAGAUUUUACAGAUAAUUACUUGUAUUUUAACUGAACGGAAAAUUGUCUUCUUCUGCUCUGACUGGGCCCUGCUGACCCUGGUAUCCGAAUGUUUCAUGUUGUACAUCCAUCCCAUUCAGUGGCAACACACCUUUGUACCAAUCCUGUCUCAUCAGAUGCUGGAUUUUGUCAUGGCACCCACCUCCUUCCUGAUGGGGUGUCACAUCGAUCACUUUGAGGAAGUUUGCAAGGAAGCUGACGACUUAAUUCUAAUUAACAUCGAUACUGGCGAUAUCGCUCAAUCCAAGUCCUCUGAAGAGGCGACCGACAUUCCAGAUGUGCCAGCAGAGGCAGCCAGAGUUUUUAUAACGCGAUCUGAAAGCCUUCAGCUGCACUAUGACCUGGAACUCUCCCACCUGGGAACCUCCACCGACUUCCUUGAAAUACAAGGGCGCCGGAGAACUUGGCAACGGAAGCUGAAUUCUGAAAUUCAGCAGAUCGCCCUGCAGUUCGUCGUCAAUAUCUUCAGAGAGGUGAAGGACCAUUUGAACUACGAACACAGAGUAUUUAACAGUGAAGAAUUCUUAAAAACAAGAGCAAUAAACGAUCAGCUUUUUUACGGAAAGGUACUGGAAACGUACAUGUUUCACGCUUUUCUCAAAGCCCGCCUUAACCGAAGGAUGGAUGCUUUUGCUUACCUAGAGCAGAGCACCCAAAACGAAGAAGACCGGUUCAACUUCCUGGUUGGUAAUCCGAGAAGGCUAACGAUGGAGAAAAUGAUUUCUCAAAGGUUUAAUCCUCAGUACAUGCUCAGCAGGCGCAUGGGGAUGAGUUUGCCUAAUCUGCACGACAUUAGGCCUAACGAUGGCCCAACUAGGAACGCAUCCCUUCGAAGUAUAAACACUACACAAGCUAAAAGAUCCAUUUCAAAACCCAUCAGCACUUUCAGGAUUCCAGAAAUCCACUUCCCACUGAUGGGUCAGUGUGUCCAGACCUAUUACGUCGAUUUUACUAACCAUCUGAGCAGAGCGAUCGCGAUUUUGUCACCGGAGAACUCUGCGCUCCUAGCGAGGUAUUUCUACCUUCGGGGACUUAUAAGUCUGAUGCAAAAAAAAUUCCUAAGUGCCCUUUCGGACUUCCAAAAUCUGUACAAGACAGACAUCAGGAUAUUCCCGACGGAGCUUGUGAGAAAAUUGAUAGAAAACCUCCCACCCCUGGAUCGCUCCCAGGCAGAUCAGAAGCCCGAACUGAAGAGAUUGAUCAGUUACCUAAUGGACAAACAAAGAGAGGUCAUCAAAACCGAUGAUCACGUGAAGAAAUUUGAGUUGCCCAAAACUCACAUGCAGGUGGAGGACUUUGUAAAGCGCAUCCAGGAAUCUGGGAUUGUCAAAGAUACUGACACCAUCCAUCGGUUGUUUGAUGCAUUAACCGUAGGGCAGCAAAAACAAAUUGACCCGGAAACAUUUAAAGACUUUUAUACCUACUGGAAAGAAACAGAAGCAGAAGCCCAAGAUGUGAACCUACCUCCACGAGUAAUAGAACACCUGGACAAAAACGAGUGUGUUUAUAAGUUAUCCAACUCGGUAAAAACUAAUAAAGGAGUUGGGAAAAUCGCACUGACACCGAAGCGCCUGUUCCUGUUGACGGAAGGAGCCUAUCCCAGCUAUCAAGACAUCGCAGCGUUCAGAGAUAUAGAGGAAGUGAAAAACUCCACCGUUACUUUUCUGCUCCUCAAGAUUCCUACCCUGAAGAUAAAAGUGAAGUACAAGAAGGACGUUUUUGAAGCCAAUCUGAAGUCGGAGUGCGAUCUUUGGCACUUGAUGGUGAAAGAGAUGUGCGCCGGGAAGAAAAUGGCAGACGACCACAAGGAUCCACAGUAUCUUCAACAAGCCCUCACCAACGUUCUUCUGAUGGAUGCGGUGGUAGGCUCCCUGCAGUCGUCCAAAGUAAUCUACGCAGCUUCAAAGCUCUCUUACUUUGACAGGAUGAAGAACGAAGUGCCCAUGAUGGUCCCCAAAACAACGACUGAAACACUAAAGCACAAGAUCAACCCAUCGGCUGGCGAAACAUUCCCACAAGCAGUGGAAGUCUUGCUCUAUACACCAGGCCAGCUUGAAUCCACAGAAAAACACGGAGAUGCUCAUCCAAAACUGUGGUGUGCUUUGAACGGAGGGAAGGUGGUGGUCUUUGAUGCAUCCUCGUGGUCUCUGCAGCAUUCUUUCAAAGUGGGGAGCUCUAAGCUG
Molecule: messenger RNA, 2386 nt
Organism: Protobothrops mucrosquamatus (brown spotted pit viper)
Lineage: Eukaryota; Metazoa; Chordata; Lepidosauria; Squamata; Viperidae
Gene: DENND3
Product: DENN domain containing 3
Exons: 14
Biological process (GO): regulation of Rab protein signal transduction
Cellular component (GO): cytoplasmic vesicle
Source: RefSeq, a predicted model, not a curated record